Chaetomium globosum CBS 148.51 is the source of this 1041-nucleotide messenger RNA. RefSeq lists its product as uncharacterized. The transcript has a single exon. NCBI's taxonomy places the organism in Eukaryota, Fungi, Ascomycota, Sordariomycetes, Sordariales, Chaetomiaceae. The record is from RefSeq and is a predicted model, not a curated record. The coding region runs from base 1 to 1041 and encodes 346 amino acids. Gene Ontology annotation, molecular function: 4 iron, 4 sulfur cluster binding; catalytic activity.
AUGCUGUUCACGAUCUUCGACAGCGCCUUCGGGGUUCUUAUUGCCUUGACCCUGAUCUGUCACUUUCUGGUCUUUGCCUACAAGAACCUUCCGAGUGGCUACCGAAUCCCCCUAUCCUGGAUUCCCCUCAUACUCGGCCGCAACAGCAAGGUCCCCGUCUCGGUCAACUACCACUUCACACGCCGCUGCAACAAGGCCUGUGGCUUCUGCUUCCACACGGCCACAACCUCGCACAUCGAAGACCUCCCGCACCAGAAGGCCGCCCUCCGCCUCCUCGCCGAGGCCGGCAUGCGCAAGAUCAAUUUCGCGGGCGGCGAGCCCUUCCUCUACCCCAAGGUCCUCGGCACCAUGAUCGACUACUGCAAGACCGACCUCGGCCUCGAGUCCGUCUCGAUCGUCAGCAACGGCAGCCUGAUCAAAGAGGACUUCUUCCGCAAGCACGCCGCCAACCUGGACAUCCUCGCCGUCAGCUGCGACUCCUUCAAUGAGCAAACCAACAUCGACAUCGGCCGCGGCAGCGGCGACCAAGUCCAGAAACUCUACCAGAUCGCCGCCUGGUGCCGGCAGUACCGCGUGCUCUUCAAGCUCAACACGGUCGUCAACAAGCUCAACGUAACCGAAGACAUGAACGCGCACAUCGCCGCGCUACAACCCUACCGGUGGAAAGCCUUCCAGGUGCUCAUCGUGUCGGGGGAGAACGACUCGGAGGAGACGCUGCGCAACGGGCACAAGUUCACCAUCUCGGACGCGGCGUUUGAGGGGUUCUGCGCGCGCCACGCGGGCCAGGCCUGUCUGGUGCCGGAGCCCAACCGCCUCAUGGCCAGGAGCUACCUCAUCCUGGACGAGUAUCUGCGCUUUCUGGAUCGGACAGGGAAACAACCGUCGAAGCCGAUCUUGGAAGUGGGCGUGGAUGCUGCCCUGGAGAGCGUGUUCUGGGAUGAGGAUGCCUUUGUGGAGCGUGGGGGCCUGUAUGACUGGGCCAAGCCGGUGGAGGAGAAGGGUGGUUGUGGUGGUGGCAGCUCGGAGGAACUGGCUUGGUAG